Molecule: messenger RNA, 3115 nt
Organism: Gamsiella multidivaricata
Lineage: Eukaryota; Fungi; Mortierellomycota; Mortierellomycetes; Mortierellales; Mortierellaceae
Exons: 6
Coding region: 297-3062 (921 amino acids)
Biological process (GO): mRNA processing
Cellular component (GO): nucleus
Molecular function (GO): RNA binding; metal ion binding
Source: RefSeq, a predicted model, not a curated record
AUCCCCUCUUCACGAACACAUAUUCUUUCAUUCCAGCACCUGAGUCUGUCCCAAUCCGACCGACUUGAUCACCAAUCAUCCUUUUAUUGCUUCCCUUCGAGCCACCACUCGUUUUUAGACCGGAAAAAGUAUCGGACAUUCAGUCUACAAAACAGGGAUCAGUCCACGACCAGUCUUCCUUUCCUCGACUCAAUUGCACCAAACAGACCCGUGGAUACUACGCGACCGCAGCUGCUGCAAUCGUACCCCAGCAGAGAUCCCAUCCAGUCCACACCAGUCAGGAGAAAAUAACCACGAUGCAUAUCGACGAAACCACACACGAUGAUCUCAAGGCCUACUUGGCUAAGGAGCUCGCUGAAAUUGCGGAUGCCGACCCUGGAAUGCUGGCCGACUAUGUCAUCGCCCUGCUCAAGCAUGACAAGGAAAAGGACGACCUGAGGGCCCUGUGCAUCUCACAGCUCGAGGAUUUUCUGCCAAAGCAAGCGGACGCCUUUGUAGACACGCUGUUUAAGGCCCUGGAUACUAAAUCCUAUAUGCAGAGUCAUGAUGCAAAAAGUCGCCAUGAAGCAGACCCUACUCCGACUUCACCACCUUCGGCCCAUCCAGCAUCAGAACGCAAUGCUGGCUUUGAGGACAUUCCUACAGGGCCUGCGGCCGAACGCCAUCGUGAUGAUGGUUCGUCUCAUGGACAUAUGGAGAAGCAUCGCCGUGGAGACAGUGACGGCUCUGACGACGAAGAUCGGAGUUACAAACACGCUCGUCGAGAUGAUGACCGAGAUCACCGUCGUCGGGACUAUAGCCCUUCCCGUCCUAGUGAUGACGACCGCCAUGGCUCAAGACGUAGAGGGUCAGCCGACCAUGGAAACGGAGCCCCGGAUCACGGUUACGAGCGGCGUGGAGAUCGUCAUACAAGACAGCAAGGUCUUACGACCGCUGGAUUUAACAACCGGAACAACGUCAAUAAUUUUAACAACAACAGCAUGGGCAGCAACCAGAAUGCUUUCGAUAAUAAUGGCGUGGAUCGUGGCCAAUGGAAUGGUCCUCAGCAGAACCGGGGUCGGUUUGAGGGCAGUCAACGAGGCGGGUUUCAAGAUCAGCGAGGAAACAGUGACGCGUGGCGCGGGGGAUCUAACAUGAGAGGAGGUCGUGGCGGCAUGCACGAUACAGGCUCUGGAUUCGGACAGGACAGACCUAAACGUCAGAGGUGUCGCGACUAUGAUGAGAAGGGAUAUUGCAUGCGUGGAGACUUGUGCCCAUACGACCAUGGUGUGGACAGGAUUGUUGUUGAUGAUCUGCCAAGGUUUGACAUGAUGGGAGGGGCACCAGCCAUGGGACCAAAUGGUAUGAUGGGCAUGGCGGGGGGCCGCCCUCCAUUUUUCCCUGGUGGACCCACUGGAGGCAUGAUCCCUAAUCCAUCAGACGUGUACGACCCUGAAGCGGCCGCACUCUCAGCAAACGAGAUAGGUCUCCCAAGGCAAGGAAUCGAAGAUAUGGAGGGAGGACAUCGUCGUGGCGGUCAGGAAAUGGGUGGUCGAGGAGGCAUGCGUGGUCGCGGCAGUCUCAGAGGAAUGCGUGGUCGUGGUCGAAGCGGUGCCAGUCAUCCUUAUUCAGCUCCUGGACAUUUUCCUGGAGCCGGACCUGGCACGGCAGGAUCAAAGACUUCUCUGGUGGUUGAACAUAUACCCGACGAGCACAACACUAUCGACAAGGUGAACGAGUUUUUCAAAAAGUUCGGAAGCCUAACUAACAUUCAGGUCGAUCAGAGUGCGCAUAAGGCCUUGAUCCAAUACAGCACCCGCGAGGAGGCGGGCGCUGCCUAUAACUCCCCAGACGUCAUUUUCGGGAACCGAUUCGUGAAGGUCUACUGGCAACCGGAUGAUUUGGACGCUUCUACGUUUGGUCGCCAGCCGAAGCCGACGGGACAGGUUCGACCUGAGAAGGGCCCAGGAGGCGGAGCGCCGCAUCAUGGCCAUCCAGCUGUACCAAAGCCGCCGGUGUCGAGCGUUUUGAUGACCCCGGAACGUGCAGCAGAGUUGGCAGCAGAGCGUGCAGCAGCGGCGGCCAAGCUACAAGAGAGCAAGAAGGCAAUGCAGGAGAUCCAGCGACAGAAGGAAGCACUGAUUCAACGUCAGCAGGAGGAGCAAAAACUUCUGCUGCAAAAAAUGUUUGCCAACAAGAACAUGUCUCAGCAGGACAAGGAUGAGAUCCUGAAGGGGCUGAAGAAUGUUGCGAUUGAAGUCACGAAGGAGCCCGUGGAUCCGCAUGCGCAAGCACGCGCUGCAGCGGUAGCAGCAGAGGCCCAGAGACAAGCAGAUCUCCAAAAGGAAGCUGAGAGGAGAGAGAGGGAACGACUGGAUCGGGAGCUUGAGACCCUCAACACAGUCCCUGUGAAGGCUAGCGGAACAGGCGCGGACUCUGCUGCAACGACGAUUCCUAGCUCAGGCACGAGCCCUGAUGCUGUAGAGACCACUGCAGCGUUGAAAGCCAAGCUGGCGGCACUUCAGGCUCAGGCUGCUGCUUUGGGACUAGAAAGCCAAGGGGGAUAUGCAGGGCGUGGCCGUGGCGGUUAUAUUCCACGCGGCCGUGGUCGUGGAGCGCCAGUAAAUAUGUGGACUCGCGGAGGCGGGCGAGGUGGAGCCAUGGGGUCACACAAUCGCACAUUCAGACUUGAUAACCGGUCCACAAAGCUGUCCGUCAGUAAUAUCGACGAGGCCUCCAAAGGCGGGCUUAAAGAGCACUUCGAGUCCUAUGGCGAACUCGAGUCGUUUACUCUUGGACCCGAUGGCACCUCGGCCACUGUUCAGUACAAGAUCCGAAAGGACGCAGAGACAGCGAUGCAGCAAGGGUCGCAGGUACCUAAUGCGACUACUUCUCUGAAGCUUGCAUGGAUCUCAGAGCCCCCAGCAGCACCAGUCCCGACAGCACCGGCAUCUAAGACGUUAGCUCCACAAACAACGCCUACCCUCUCAGCAACAGGCCCUACUACGAAUGCAUCAUCAGUGAGUGUAGCUGCGUACGAGAGCGAGGAGGAUGAGGAUGGCGAGCGAUCUUGGAAGCGAUAGAUCUAGAGGCAACUUCUUCAUAGCAUCGACACACAUUUUUCAUUUUCCAUUUU